GGAUCUUGGGCAUCCGGACUUCUGCCCGACGACUCGCAACGUGCUCUCGGUGUAUGUAUCGUGUGCACGUAUCGUGCGGCCAAUACUCUGACACUUGUAUUGGAUGCACGGGACCCCACAAUCGGCCGGUUUCGCGGCAGCACCUGCAGCAUCGCACCUGCUACGACUCCUGUUGCACCGAGAGGGCUGCGUGAAAGACGCCUCCUGCACUUGACAGAUUCAGCGCACACGAUAUAUAUCAUUCCCCCGACUGCCUAUUGGAAGUGUUUUCGCCGCCCUCCAACUCGCCGCUUGCCGCUUCGGCUCCCUCCACGCGCACUUGCAUGUUGGCUCCCGGCCGUCAAUUGGCCAACUCCUGCUUCACUGCCGCCGCGAGAUCCACGCACCUAUCUGGUUGGGCACGGGCUUGACGCACAUCAUCCUGCCUGCUGAGACACUGCUCUGCUACAACACUCCUUCGCGCAGACGUGUUCCUUUCACUCCGCCACGACUGCCUCUUGACACAGAUCGAACUGUCCCCGCACCAAAGCUGCCAGUCGCCAGCCAGGGCGGACAAGCACCGCCAACAUGAGCAACACCAUUGGGACGGCUCGGACGAUGAAGAGGAAGAAUGUGAAAGGCCUGGCUUUGAGCGCUCCCCCUAAACCGGCAGUGCCUUCAGACGAGGACUCACAGCUCCCCGGAGCACUGGGCAACGACGGCAAGCGAGCAGAUACGCUAGAGAUAGGCGUCGAAUUCAGGCCGGACUGGCGAAGCGAAGACCUCGAGGUGCUAAAAGAGCUAGGAUCAGGAAAUGGAGGCACAGUCAGUAAAGUGCGGCACAAAGGCUGGAACAUCGUCAUGGCAAGAAAGAUCAUCCAUGUUGAGGCCAAGAAAGAGAUCAGGAAGCGGAUUGUGAGGGAACUACAAAUCAUGCACGAAUGUAAUUCACCGUACAUUGUGUCCUUCUACGGCGCCUUCAUGAACGAGUCGAACGAUGUCACCAUGUGCAUGGAAUACAUGGACGUUGGCUCGCUCGACAGCAUAUCGAGGAACUUUGGGCCUGUCCGUGUCGAUGUUCUGGGCAAGAUUGCAGAAGCCAUCCUCGGCGGUCUCAAAUAUUUGUACCUCGCCCACAGAAUCAUGCACCGAGACAUCAAGCCUUCCAACGUUUUGGUGAACAGCAGGGGCCAGAUCAAGCUGUGCGACUUUGGAGUGUCCUCCGAGCUGGAAAACAGUGUAGCAGAUACGUUCGUGGGAACUGGAACAUACAUGGCGCCAGAACGCAUUCAGGGUAGCCCGUACUCGGUCAAGAGUGAUGUGUGGAGUGUUGGCCUGACGCUCAUGGAGCUCGCGAUUGGAAAGUUCCCUUUCACGUCUUCGGCAGACGAUGGAGAUGAGGAAGCAAGCGGGCCUCAGGGGAUUCUGGAUCUCUUGCAACAAAUCGUCCUUGAACCCGCCCCAAAGCUGCCCAAAAGCGAGGCAUUUCCUCAGAUCCUGGAAGACGUCAUUGCCAAGUGCUUGAUGAAAGUGCCGGAAGAACGCCCAACACCACAGGAGCUGUACGACACCGACCCGUUCCUGCAAGCAGCAAAACGCACGCCCGUGGACCUGGAAGCAUGGGCGGUCAGCAUGAUGGAGAGACACAACAGGAGAAGCCACCUUGCGCCGCAAUUGUCACCUUCCACGCGAGCACUGCUGCGUGGUGAGGAUACACCGAGCCAAAGUUCUCAUUCGAGCGUAAAUGAACAGACACCCACGUCAGGCGAUAUUCCGAUUUCCGCUUCCAAUGGCGCGGGUCGACCGUUUCCUGUGCGCACCACCAGCGCCAAUUAUGUGCAACCACAGGUAAAUCUCCCCAUCCGACAAGCGCCAGGCAGCUCAUCGCGCAGCAGACCUGAAACGUCCGGGAGCGAUAGAAGCGACUCUUAUAGGAGAGUAGCUCCAGGCUACGCAGCUCAUUGAUUGCCCGAUGCCGCCGUUGCACCGCUUCUGGGAUGUCACAGCCAUGUUUUUGCCACAGCUUGCUCGACACGUGCAUGGCGGUGCUCCUCCACUUCCACGACAUAGCUUGUUGUCUUUUGAUGACUUGGCCUCGUGUGCAGAGUGCAAGUGUGGCACCAAGAUUAUUCACGGCUGCUGCGGAGCUCUCGGUCAGAAUGCAUUGGAGCGAUACGGAAAGACCUCGGACACAUCUUCACAACCAUCGCCUCCCCACAUCUCCGGAUCAAUUCUUUCAAGCUUCCAGCUGUAUGCGGCACAUGCUCGUCUGCCGCAGCAAAAGCUGGCAAAAGUGGAGAACCCGAGGCUCGUUGCACAGCUUCAAGCACAUGCUUGCACCUCACAAUUGCUGUGCGGUUUGAAAUGGCUGGCUAAUACCACGGGACGGCCCAUCCAGUAAUGCUCUUAGUCGCAUCUAAGGACCAUAUUCACGUCACCGCUUUGCUGCACUGCCGCCAUUCGCGUGUUUGCCAUCGCACAAUCGCACCUGCCAAAUGAAGCCAGGCGUACAGAGCGCUGAAACUCCACCACGGUCUACUGUUCCCUAAUUUCUGGUUUGCCAUCACGUCCGAUGUACGACGCGAACUGCACAAAUUCGUGCGUCUUUCAAACGGACUUGCAAGCCUAUGGUUUCUUUUUCUUAUUCUGCGCGUACGGGCAGUACAGCAGCCGCAUGCGCAUGAGGCAGAGUGCAAGCGCAACGGGGCGUUUAGGUAUUAAUGCAUCUUUAUGUUGCACGAAAGAGGUGAGGCAGCAAACGAUGCCGCUCGCUCGCUCGCUCGCGCUAGAAGUUUGGGUGCUUCAAUUUUCAUAUGGGAUUGCAAGGGUCUGGAGGAAUGCAUACUAGCUAGCUUGGGACAUGAAUGAAAAGGUUGCAUGUAGAUGUGAGGGAAAUAUUGCAUUAUAGGCUGAGAAUCUACGGACGGCGUCAUCGUUGUCGCUUGAGCUCUGCGUGACGACGCUGCGUGUACUCUGACC
Messenger RNA from Cercospora beticola, 2958 nucleotides. It is a transcript of the gene MST7, whose product is annotated as Byr1/STE7 family mitogen-activated protein kinase kinase. NCBI's taxonomy places the organism in Eukaryota, Fungi, Ascomycota, Dothideomycetes, Mycosphaerellales, Mycosphaerellaceae. Gene Ontology annotation, molecular function: ATP binding; protein kinase activity. The record is from RefSeq and is a predicted model, not a curated record. Gene Ontology annotation, biological process: protein phosphorylation.